This is a messenger RNA of Ricinus communis (castor bean), 1464 nucleotides long. Its product is annotated as transcription initiation factor IIB. The coding region runs from base 384 to 1325 and encodes 313 amino acids. Gene Ontology annotation, cellular component: transcription preinitiation complex; nucleus. Gene Ontology annotation, molecular function: TBP-class protein binding. The transcript has 7 exons. The record is from RefSeq and is a predicted model, not a curated record. NCBI's taxonomy places the organism in Eukaryota, Viridiplantae, Streptophyta, Magnoliopsida, Malpighiales, Euphorbiaceae. Gene Ontology annotation, biological process: DNA-templated transcription initiation; transcription preinitiation complex assembly.
GUUAGGGUCUCUGCAAAGGCAUACAAGGGGGCAGGGUUCAGCUCUGAUCCUUUAGAAAGCAGGGGGUUCUUCUCCUCUUAUUUUUCUUUUAUUGUUGGUUCUCCGGGAAAAAGAAAGAUCAAAGAAUUUACCUUUCAGCAGAAAAAGGAAACAAAAAAGAAAAAAAGAAGAAGAAGGACCCGCAAACCUUUUCAACACCUUAUCCACAUAACAUAAUAUUCCAAAUACGAAACAAACAUGACAAAUCUACUUUCAUUUCACCAGUUCACACACCUAAAAAAUAAAGAGUGAAGCUACUGAAACCAAAGAUAAUAUAGCCCCAGCAAACAACAACAACAACAACUAGAUAAUGAUAAUAGAAAACCACCACCUAUUCAUCCCAAAUGGCUGACACGUAUUGCCCUGAUUGUAAACGUCCAACGGAGGUCGUUUUUGACCACUCCGCCGGCGACACCGUUUGUUCAGAGUGCGGUCUUGUUCUCGAAUCUCAUUCCAUCGAUGAAACCUCUGAAUGGAGAACUUUUGCUAACGAAUCAGCUGAUAAUGACCCUGUUCGUGUUGGUGGUCCUUCUAAUCCUCUUCUUGCUGACGGUGGUCUCUCCACCGUCAUUUCUAAGCCUACUGGUGCUUCUGGUGAUUUCUUGACCUCUUCUUUGGGUCGCUGGCAGAACCGUGGCUCCAAUCCUGAUCGUUCUCUUAUCCAAGCUUUCAAAACUAUUGCUACCAUGUCUGAUAGGUUGGGCCUUGUUGCGACCAUUAAGGAUCGAGCUAAUGAAAUUUACAAAAAAGUAGAAGAUCAAAAGCCUCUCAGAGGUCGGAAUCAGGAUGCAGUUUUAGCCGCUUGCCUUUACAUUGCUUGUCGACAAGAAGACAAACCCCGCACAGUGAAAGUAGAAAUAUGUUCAGUUGCUAAUGGAGCCACAAAGAAGGAGAUUGGCCGUGCAAAGGAGUAUAUUGUUAAGCAGCUGGAGGUGGAGCUUGGCCAAUCUAUGGAAAUGGGAACAAUACAUGCUGGGGACUUUCUGAGACGUUUUUGCUCUCACCUUGGGAUGAACAAUCAAGCAGUUAAAGCAGCUCAAGAAGCUGUGAAGAAAUCUGAAGAGCUUGAUAUAAGGCGAAGCCCAAUAUCAAUAGCAGCAGCAAUCAUUUACAUGAUAACUCAGCUUUCAGAGGAAAAGAAACUUCUGAAAGAUAUAUCAACUUCGACGGGAGUGGCUGAAGGGACCAUCAGAAAUUCCUACAAGGACCUCUAUCCGUAUGCUUCCAGGAUUGUACCAAGCUGGUAUGCCAAGGAGGAAGACCUCAUCAACCUCUGUAGUCCUUAAAUAUCCAAGGGCAACAAACAAUAGAUUAGGUAAUUAGGCUGCGGUGCGGCAUGUUUUUCAAGUUAAAUGCUGCUUCUGUUCAUUUCCACUUGAGAAGUAUUAGACAGAGAUAUCGCUUCUAACUGAUCAUUUUCCAGAA